CUAUCAUAUUUAGAAGCAUAUCCUAGUAUAGAAUUGAAGAAAGAAGUUCUUUGUAUCAAUGGAAGGUGGGAAGGGAAGGGUAUGUGUUACAGGAGGUACGGGAUUCAUUGCUUCAGUUAUCAUCAAGAGACUCCUUCAUGAAGGUUACUCUGUUAAUACUACCGUUAGAUCAAGUUCAGCUAAUAGCAAGAAAGAUGUUACCUUCCUCACAAAUCUACCUGGUGCACCUCAAAGGCUACAAAUUUUCAAUGCUGACCUCAACAAUCCAGAGAGUUUCAAUGCAGCAAUUGAAGGAUGCAUUGGGGUGUUCCACACAGCAACCCCUAGCCCAACAACUGAUAAUAAUUAUUCUUCCCAAUCAAAUCAAACCCAAGAAUCAAUAAUCAAAACAAAUGUUGAUGGUGUCUUAGGAAUCCUGAAAUCAUGUUUGAAUUCUAAGACUGUUAAAAGAGUUGUUUAUACCUCAAGUGGCUCUGCUGUGAUCCAUAAUAACCGCACAAGGGAGCAUGAAAUAAUGGAUGAGAGUUAUUGGAGUGAUGUUGAUUUUCUUCGUGACACAAAGCCAUUUCUAUGGUUUAACAGUGUUUCAAAGACACUGGCAGAGAAGGCAGCACUUGAAUUUGGAGAACAACAUGGGUUAGAAGUUGUGUCUUUGAUCCCUCCUUUGGUUCUUGGACCCUUCAUUUGUUCUAAACUCCCUGAUUCUGUUCACAUCUCUCUGGCUCUUUUAUUUGGCCGUGAUAACCUGGAUCAACUUGGUGCUCUUCUUCGUUUCCCUAUAGCACAUGUAGAUGACUUGGCAAGGGCACACAUUUUUCUGCUUCAACAUCAAAAUCCAAAAGGGAGAUACAAUUGCUCACCAUGCAGUGUAACUCUAGAAGAGAUAGCUGAAAUUAUUCGUUCAAAGCACCCUGAAUUUAAAAUACCUUCACCAGAGUCUAUAAAGAAAAUUAAGGGUGAGAAUGUACCACAUUUGAACUCACAGAAAUUAAUUGACGCUGGAUUUGAGUUCAAGUAUGGGACAGAGGAAACAUUUGAGGAAGCCAUUCAGUGCUGCAAGGAAAAGGGUUAUCUUAACUCUUAAGUACUACGGAAUUAAUUAAAAAAAUAAUAAUUAAGGGUGUGGCUUGUAAGAUGAUUAUUAGUUGAUUGAAGAAAAACAAAUGAAACUAAAUUCCAAUACUAGGAAGAAAUUAAAUAAAUUGUCUCUAAUGUCUUCUUAUUCUAUGACAAUAACACUACAACAUUUUUUAUCUACAA
This is a messenger RNA of Arachis stenosperma, 1260 nucleotides long. Its product is annotated as vestitone reductase-like. The record is from RefSeq and is a predicted model, not a curated record. Bases 59 to 1084 code for a protein of 341 amino acids. Gene Ontology annotation, molecular function: oxidoreductase activity, acting on the CH-OH group of donors, NAD or NADP as acceptor. Lineage: Eukaryota; Viridiplantae; Streptophyta; Magnoliopsida; Fabales; Fabaceae. The transcript is spliced from 4 exons.